Messenger RNA from Polychytrium aggregatum, 1223 nucleotides. Its product is annotated as calponin domain-containing protein. Gene Ontology annotation, molecular function: protein binding. Bases 62 to 907 code for a protein of 281 amino acids. NCBI's taxonomy places the organism in Eukaryota, Fungi, Chytridiomycota, Chytridiomycetes, Polychytriales. The record is from RefSeq and is a predicted model, not a curated record. The transcript is spliced from 4 exons.
CCUUCGACACCAUCGACACCUUGGACACCACCCACUCCACCUCCUGCUUCUCGCAUCGACCAUGGCCGACGACGCUAUCCCCCUCUAUGGCCUCGACAAGGAGCUGGCCGCCAAGGCUGCUGCCAAGUACGACCCCCAGCGCGAAAUCGAUGCCAGGUACUUCAUCGAAACCGUCACGAACGAAACAUUUCCCUCGAAUGACUUCCAGGAGUCGCUCAAGGACGGCGUUCUCCUCUGCAAGGUCAUGAACGCUCUUCAGCCUGACGAGAAGCCCAUCAAGAUCUCGCCGUCCAAGAUGCCGUUCAAGCAGAUGGAGAACAUCAGCAGCUUUUUGGAUCGGAUGGCUGCCUAUGGCGUGCCGGCUCACGACCGAUUCCUCACCGUCGACCUCUUUGAAGGCAAGAACAUCAACCAGGUCAUCGACUCCAUCUUUGCGCUCUCUCGCACGGCCAACCGAAACGGCGCCAACGCCCCCUUGCUUGGACCCAAGCUCGCCACCAAGGCCACCCGAACCUUCUCCGAGGAUCAGCUUUUGGCCUCUAAGGCUGCGGUGCCCAAGCUGCAGGCGUUCAACUCUGGUGCCACCCAGAAGGGCAUCUCCUUUGGGUCCGUACGCCAGGUCUACAACCCCAGCAUCGGCACCGGCGACACCUCUGUCACCACAAAGUUCCUGAGCUCCAAGGCCAAGGCCGAGGGCGGCCCCCUGGGCUCCUUUGGUGGCCGACGUGAGAUCGGCGGCAUCUAUCUGGACGGCCCCGUGGACCAGGAAGGAAAUGUGGCUGCCGAGGCCGCCGAGUCGGUCGACGUGGUCAUCUCCAAGGUGGAGGCUUUGGAAGUGUCGCCGGACGACAUCCUGGAUUCAUAUGUCGAUGACGAGGAGGAGGAAGUCGUCGUCAUUGACGAGUGAGCGCGCACAUUCAAGAGCCAGGCUCUGCUGUCGCCUAUCUGCUCCGGCCUGCCACCGCCCCCAUCGCCAUUUUUCGCUACCGUCAAAAUCGAGUCCUUGCUGUGUCAACACAGCCCGCCGGAAGCCUCCGACUAAUGGGUGCAUGCCACCGUUGGAUCAUUCUCCCACCCCCAACCCGCUCCAUCUUCUAUUGUAGUCUGUGCAGAAUGGGCCGUGACGUCCAGUUGCAGCAGCCACUAUCUGAUUAGUGAACAAAUAAAUUCAUCUAUCGUAAUGAGAUGACUAUCAAACGAGACGUUCAUUGAACGCCCCUAUG